AGUGCAAGAAUUGCAAACGUUGUCGCCCACGCGAACAUAAGUUAUUGUUUACAAAACAAAUGGUUGCCAUGGAAACCGAGUUGAAGUUUAAUCAAAUUUAAAAUAUUUGUUUACUUCUUUAUCGGUGCAACCAGUUCUGAUAGCAGAUGUACGAACUUACUUGCUGGUAUUUCUGUAAUGAAGUUGAGAAAGGAACCGUCAUUGGAUGUGGCACCCAGUAUGUUCAGCAUUUUUGAGAAUGUGUUUGGAUUCCACAUCGAUGAAUUAUUAAGCUGGACAAAGCUUGUUAAACUAAUGUACAAACCAAUGGAUCCUGCUUCACUUGGUGUUAUGAGAGCAUUGUUUGGCCUGAUGAUGGUUUUGGAUAUUCCUGAAGAGCGUGGAUUGGCGGAGGCUGAUGUAAUUUGGGGGAAUCCAAAAAGUUGUCACUUCCCUCUUCUAGAAUUCAUCACUCCCUUGCCACUGCAAUGGAUGUGCAUUGUCUAUGCUGUCAUGUGGGCAGGUGCUGUUGGAAUAAUGUUAGGAAUUUUUUACAAAUUGAGCUGCAUUGCUUUCAUUAUUCCAUAUGGGUACAUAUUUCUUCUUGAUAAAUGUGCAUGGAACAAUCACAGUUAUUUGUAUGGAGUGACUGCAGUUUUGCUACUGGGAACUGGUGCAAACCAUUAUUGCUCAUUGGAUAUUUUCUUUGGAAAAGUUAAAUGGAACACUCAUGUUCCUUUAUGGAACUAUGCUAUAUUGAGAUUUCAAUUCUUUAUUUUAUAUUUUUUUGCUGGACUAAAGAAGAUGGAUCAAGACUGGCUGGACGGUUAUUCAAUGGCGAACCUCAGCAACCACUGGUUGUUUGAACCACUUAAACUUUUCAUGACAUCAGAGCAAAUAGAUUAUUGGAUUAUUCAUCAGACUGGCUUCCUGCUUGAUAUCACAGUUGGUUUUUUAUUAUUUGUGGACAAAACUCGCCCUUAUGCAAUUUUUAUUUGCUCAAUGUUUCAUGUGAUUAAUUCAAGACUCUUCAGUAUUGGGAUGUUUCCCUACGUGUGUCUGGUCACUUUACCUCUAUUCUGUCAUGCUGACUGGCCACGCCGUAUAAAUAUCUUCACUCAUCAUGAGGAAACUACCAAACUACCUCCAAAACAAUGUUUCUGUGAAACGUGUGCUUGUUUGGGUCACCAGCUUGUAAAGAAUGCCAUGCCAUGUGAUGUGUCUGGUGAAGUCAUUUCACAAAGGAAAAUUACUAAAAGUUCUUGCGUAACUUGGAAGCAAACAAUUGUUACAGCUCUACUUCUAUCACACAUGGGCUUUCAGACAUUUUUACCUUUCUCUCAUUUUGUAACUAAAGGCCUAAACAAUUGGACAAAUGGCCUUUAUGGAUAUUCAUGGGACAUGAUGGUACAUUCAUGGGAUACUGUGUUAGUUGUGGUUAAAAUUGUUGAUAACAACACAGGAAAAGAGUAUUUUAUAGAUUCAACGGAAUGGGUUCAUUCAGACAAAUGGACAAAGCAUGCUGAUAUGGUUAAGCAAUAUGCCAAGUGUGUGAAAAAUAAUAUUAUUCAAGAUAAAGAAAUAGAAAAUUAUAACAAUGGAUUCAUUAAGAAUGGAGUUUUAAUGAGUAUCAACAUUUCUGUGUAUAUUGAUGUAUGGAGUUCACUGAAUGGUCGCAUUCACCAGCGAAUGUUUGACCCAAGAGUGGAUUUGCUGAAGGCUGAAUGGUCGCUGUUUAAUAGUGUAUCAUGGUUAAUGCCAUUACUGACUGAGUUUGACUCCUGGAGAGUGAAAAUGAAAGCAAUAGAAGAGGAAGUAUAUUCAUGGUCAAAUUAUACUGAUGUAUUUUUUGUCGCUGAUUUUCCAGGUUUCACACUUGAAAAUUACAUCAGCCCAGACUUGGCUAAUGUCACUGUAACAGUUCUGUCAGGUUCUGUCAGAGUUGAAAAGGAACAGCAUAUGACCGCACAGAGAUACAAUAAUGCAACAUUCAUAAAGGAGCAGAUACUAAAUGCAGGGCAGAGUACUGCAGUACCAAGUGGCACAUUCCACAAAGUUCAUACCAUUUCUGCAGGACCAUCAAGUUACAUGUACAUAUACUUCAAUGAAACCAAGCAGUUAAAUGAACAGUCAGGGAAUAAUGAAGAACCAGACAGUAACAAAACUGUGGAACCAGGUAUUUUUGGUUGUGUAUUGAAGGAAAUAAGAGGUUUUAUCAGAAAUGUUUUUAAGGCUAUUAACUUUAUUAUAAAUGCAAUAUUGAAUAUUAUAUUUUCUGUUCCAAUGGAUGUUGGUACAAAAUUUUAAUGUUUUUUUAUUGUUUAUAAAGCAUGAGUGAUUUUACUUAGCUUUCUCUUUGAGAUUGAAAUGUUAUUUAGGAACAUCUAUAUUGUGCUUGAAAAUAUAUUUUGUGUUUAUAUUAUUUUCAAUGUGUAAUAAUGAUAAUGUAAACUUUUCCUGUCCAGUACCCAUUGUUUUUUUAUAUGUAUUGGAUACGUUAAUAUUGACAGUUCUCGUGUGAUAAAAAAUAUUUGCAUUGCUAAGAUUGUGUACGUGUAUUGUUUUAUGUAUCACAUACAAUGUGGUACUUACUGAAAUGAUUUAUAAAUGAUAAGUGGAAACCCAAAAUAUUUUUUUGUGAUGAAUAUGGUACUUUUUACUUGUUUUCAGUCUUGUCCAUAAUGAGGAUGUUAGUUGGCUCCACUAAUUGCCAGACAUUUUGCAUUUAUGUUAUCCCUGCCUAAAGUGGUAAUUCCUAGGUAAUGUUCCUUUUAAUUGUAAAGGUGUAUAAAACCUUGGAAUAAAAUUAUAAUUUUGUAAAAUAGUAUUUAGUGAGUACUCUGUUGGGGCAUUGUGUAUUAUUGCUGUUCAAGCACUUAUUCUUAUUUAUCACAUAAGAGUUAAAAGAGUGCAUCCAUCACCGUCUGAGUUUGUCAGACAUAGGAUUGAGGAUUGGAGGUGACUACACAAAAGUUUUGGUGCUCAACUGGAUUAGACAUCCAUACCUUGGUUGAAGCUUUACUGUGAGAAAUGUUGUCACACAUAAUUAUUUCAUAGAAUCAUGGAGAGUCAUUGAAAAUGGAGUUAAACAAAGUUUUCUCUUGCUUCUACCAAACAACUUGGCAGCCUAUUUGGUUGCAUGUCUGAACCUUUUAUUAGCAGUGAGGCUAGGAGGGAUCCAAGUUUUGUUCACUGUAGUGGGGGAUGACUGCUAUCCCUCCAGACAUUUGGAUACUACAACAGUUGGUAGUCACUUGGUUUCUUCACAAAGUCACUUUUGAUCACUACAUUUUGAUUGUGUCACUUUUUACCAGUUACGAAAUUGUUGCAUGUACCACAUUAAUGUACAAUUAACAGUUGUUUAGUUUUUGUUUAAUUUUAUUAUUUUCAACAAAUGUCAAAGGUCAUAACCAUGUGUCUAAAUAUAUGUCAUUUCUUGCCCAACCGUGAUUUUUCACGGUUUAGCUAUCGAACAAAUGUGUUUGAUCGUGUAGUUAUAAACCCAAUUUUGCAUUUAAUGAGCCAUUUAUUAUUAUUAUUAUUAUUAUUGUAGUAUUGAUACUCCUAAAUAUACUCUAUUCAUGAUA
This is a messenger RNA of Bacillus rossius redtenbacheri, 3566 nucleotides long. RefSeq names its product vitamin K-dependent gamma-carboxylase. The coding region runs from base 178 to 2286 and encodes 702 amino acids. NCBI's taxonomy places the organism in Eukaryota, Metazoa, Arthropoda, Insecta, Phasmatodea, Bacillidae. Gene Ontology annotation, biological process: peptidyl-glutamic acid carboxylation. The transcript has 11 exons. Gene Ontology annotation, molecular function: gamma-glutamyl carboxylase activity; vitamin binding. The record is from RefSeq and is a predicted model, not a curated record.